UUGACGGCCACUUUGGUUGUUGUGAUAUUUGUCGACGCGAUAUCAUGUGGAAUUUCGCCACUUCAAAUACAUUAUAGUUGUACUUUCAGAGCUUUUAUUGCCAAAAUCGAAGGCCGUUAUCGUAGCUUUUCUUCUUAUGUAUCAGAGGUUUGGUAAUCGUACCGGAAACUGAUGGGAAAUCUUUCAGACAGUUACAAACAGAUCUAGGCAAUUAAUGACUCCCGUACUCGGAUUCUUUGCAGAUCAAACAAAUGUAACAUAAAUCUCAUCGAAACGCGUAUUUUCGAUUCGUUUGUUCGCUCUCGACCGUUGAUAACCAAUUCAACUAAAUAUCACGAUAAGAUACUGUUAUUUAAGUUACCCCCACAACGCUAGUUUGUUCCAUUUAAUUGUUAAGUUGACAAUCGAACAGCUGAGUCAUGCGCGCCUUAUUAAAAACAAACUACAACAGUUUCUACGAGAGAACGACGCAGCUACGAAGCAAGUUUCGUCGAUUUCGGUCGAUCUUACUCACUCCGGUCACAGCUGGUCAGCACCCGGAAACUUCACCUGCUAUUCCUCGUAGAUUAUGGGCCAGGGCCCGAGCGUGUGACAGUUUUCACAACUACGAUACCGAGAGGUGAGUACCACUACCCCCUGUACAACUUAUCGGUGGUGCUCAAAGCUGCGCGGCCGCAUAUAUCGUUCUCUCGCUGAACAGGGUAUACGUAUGCGGGUAAAGUAGACGUAGGCACAUGCAUUUUAAUUUCUUCACCGCUAGAGUAAAUAUAUGCAUUUCUAUUAUGCAUGAUAAUGACAUCUGAAUUCAGGAAGGAGGAUAAAGAAAAUUGACUCGUUGAUACAGAUGAAUUUAUAAAGCUAUAAUUAGCAUAUGGUUAGCGAACGAGAGACAAGUUAUAAAUUCGUCAGUUUUCUCGCACAUCUCACCAGAUUUCUUAUCGUUCCAACGUUAUCGUGAAAAAUCUGUGGUCAUUUUUUGUUUCAUUAUAAAACAGGCAAAUCGAAUUUCCACGCUUCAGAUGUUCAGUCAAUGCGCACACGCCCAGAUAUUGUUGAAUUUCAACCGUAGGCAGUCGGGAAAAAUUGUAACAAGAUGGUUAACAAAGAUUCCGAAAAAGGACAGUACGCUUCUCCCGAAGGAUCGCACUACUGGGAAUACCUGACAACAUUCUGUUGCACGAUUAUCAUGCUUUGUAUCGGAAACGUGGUGGGAUGGAAUUCUCCCAGUUUGGGAAAACUCCUGGCUCCCGAUUCCCCGAUCACCCUUACGGCUUCGGACGCGUCGACGAUGGCGGCUGCCGUUUCAAUGGGGCAUACGUUCGCACCCCCAUUGACUAUGGUGAUGAUCGACAGACUCGGAAGGAAAAUGAGCCUCGUAAUAACCGGGGUUCCUCUGAUCAUUUGUUGGGGUUUGAUAAUAGUAGCGAACCACGUGUAUAUACUGUCGGCGGCAAGAUUCAUCGGUGGAUUUUCCUUGGGUCUCGGCUUUUGCAUCUGUCCUAUCUACCUCGGUGAAGUGGUGUCUCCAAAAUUACGCGGUAGCAUGGGAAUGCUGAUAAGCAUAAUGUUCAACAGCGGAGUGUUGUUCAUGAUGCUCGUCGUACCUUACGUGACCAUCAAAGCAUCGGCCGGCCUCUGCAUGGGACUGGUCAUCGUAUUUUUGGUAUGUUUUUCGUUCAUGCCCGAAUCCCCUUACUUCCUUGUAAUGGUCGGUCGCGACGAGGAGGCCGAGGCGGUCCUAGAAAAACUGAGAGGCAAGACGGACGUAUCGGAAGAAUUGGAAUUGAUAAAACUGACCCUCACCCAACGCGGUCGAUCGUUGGAAGAAUCGGAUACCGCUUCCGGUAAACGGGCGUCGUCGACGCCGAGAAAACUUGACGCUCUCAGGCAGAUCUGCACGGUGCGGGGAAACCGUAAAGCACUGUUCAUCAUACUGAUCUUCGUAUGCUCGCAUCAUUUCGGGGGUUUUAUUACUAUUACGAUAUACGGUCACGUAGUGUUCACCGCAAUGGGUGUACCUAUAGACUCCCACAUUUGUACCACCAUAGUGGCGUUGCUGCAGUCCGUAAGCACCGUAGUAGCAACGUUCCUCAUAGACAGACUGGGUCGUAAACCACUGCUCGCGGUUUCUGGGACAAUCAGCGGUAUUUGCCUGGUGGUAAUCAGCGGUUAUUUCUACGCGAUGGAGUACAUGGAUAUUGAUGUUUCGGAUUAUGUUAUGAUACCUUUUUCGGCGGUCAUUGUGUUGGUCGUAGCCGCUAAUUCCGGCGUUAUGCCCAUACAGAACGUCAUUCUUUCGGAGAUAUUCGACACCGAUAUAAAAGCGGUGGCAACUUGUAUAUUCGGUGUUAUCAGUGGAAUCAUCAGUAUAAUAACCGUGAAAUAUUAUCUAAUGAUGGCCACCUCUUGGGGAUUCGGGCAAUCGGUUCCGUUCAUCAUAUGUGCUAUAGCCACUUGGCUGUGCACCGGAUUAUUGAUGUGGAUUCUGCCGGAAACUAGGGGAAAAACAUUUUUACAGAUUCAAAAAGACCUGAACGCGUGAAGGACUCUAAACUAUAGCGGUAUUGACUAUUUGUUUGCUUAGUUUAGUUUUUUUUUUUGUUUUUUUUUUUAUACGAAUCAUCAUCGAUACGAACCGCUGCUCGUUAUCAGAACAGAGAAUUCAAAUGAAUUGCUAUUUUUUUAACAACUCGUUCGUAUACCGUGGAAGUCCCUAUCGCGUCAGAGAAUCUAAGUCACGGUUUGUAUUAUUUAUAUUUAUUGAGAAAAGCUUACUACGGUGAGGAACGUACGUAGGUACGUUGAAUCCGUAAGUGACAUGAAUUAUCUGAGUACAAUAAAUUUAUCUCAUUUUAACACGA
Molecule: messenger RNA, 2861 nt
Organism: Athalia rosae (coleseed sawfly)
Lineage: Eukaryota; Metazoa; Arthropoda; Insecta; Hymenoptera; Athaliidae
Product: facilitated trehalose transporter Tret1-like
Exons: 3
Coding region: 1094-2542 (482 amino acids)
Biological process (GO): transmembrane transport
Cellular component (GO): membrane
Molecular function (GO): transmembrane transporter activity
Source: RefSeq, a predicted model, not a curated record